AAGAGACAGGGCGUGUUUAUAGUGCUGACAUUUGACGGUCUAGCAAGCAACAUUAAGCUCACUCUUACAAGUGUAAUCAUUGAUUUUCUUUCUCAGUAUGUCUCGAGUGCUGAUAGUCGGAGCUGGACUGACAGGCAGUGUGUGUGCGUGUCUGCUGCACCGGGGAUUGGCAAACCGAGCUCAGAUAACUGUGUGGGACAAGGCGAGGGGAGCAGGGGGGAGAAUGUCUACAAGCAGAAGUCCACACAAUUUGUUUUGCACAGUGGAUCUCGGUGCUCAGUACAUCACUGCCACACCAUAUUAUUCCAAAAUUCACAAAAGUUUUUAUCAAGAACUCCUAAAGCAUGGAAUUUUCAAACCACUUGAGGCCAGAGUGGAGGGCAUGAUGGCAAUGGAGGAAGGCACUAUAAACUAUAUAACUCCAUCUGGGAUGUCAUCCGUUGUUAAGCACUAUCUCAAAGAGUCAGCAGGAGCAGAGGUGCUCUUCGGUCAUCAAAUCACCCACAUUUACCGCAGAGGGCCAUGCUGGGAGGUGCACCAGAAAGAGGGCUCACCAGAGCAGUUUGAUGUGGUGGUUUUAACUAUGCCCAUCCCACAGAUACUACAAUUGCAAGGAGACAUUGGCUCCUUGCUGAGUGAGAGCGAGAGGCAGAAACUAGAGGAUGUCAGCUAUUCCUCUCGCUACGCCUUGGGGCUUUUCUACAAAGCCGGCGUGCAGAUCAACGUCCCCUGGGUGGCCAAGUAUGUCUCCAAUAAUCCCUGCAUUCGCUACAUCGCUACAGAUGAUAAAAAGCGCAAUUUAGUUUCAGAAAAGUUUGGCCCCUCUGUAGUGGUGCACACCAGCGUACCCUUUGGCAUGGAUCACUUGGAGGACGCAACAGAGGAGGUUCAGGCCAUAAUUCUGGAAGAGCUACAGAAGCUGAUGCCAGGCCUCCCCGAACCCGAGUCCAUCAAGUGCCAGAAAUGGAGAUACUCUCAGGUUAAAGUUCCCAGGACGAGGCUUCAGCCGUUUGACCACACUUAACAUUACUGAGCGCACACACAGAGCUCCUCCAUGCUGGGACAGAGGGCCCAAUCUGUUCCAAAGUUCAUCCCAGACUCUACGCAGGACCCGGUGCAACAUGAGAACAGCUUUGGCUUUUUUCUUCUUUUUUUUUUCCUCAGUAUGAAAAUGUUUGUGCAAUCAGCAUGACUGGGGUUAUUUAAAGAUUCAAUAAAAAGUCAGUGUACAUUGUUUACAGUAAACGUCCUCCCAAAGAGCAACGAAAUGAUUGACCCAUGCAUGUCAUAACAACGCAUACCUCGGCAACAUGAUUAACAUGAACGUGCUACAUUGUAAUAUGCGAAAUCACUUUACAUACAAUUCUUGGACAUUUUUCCACAAGCUAUGAAAGAAAGACUGCAAGCACCUCCUCAGGAUAACCGGCACAGAUGCAUAAUUAAAGAGAAGACAACAGGAAGAGACAAGCUUGUAUAAAGGCAGAGAAAAUAAGUGAGUCACUGAAAGGUACAUUUCUGCCCUAUCCACCCUAAACCUUUGAUUUAAAAUUCUGCCAAGGUCACGAUUUGAUUUACAGAGGAAGACAAAGAAAGGCUGGUGGGAACAUUGUUUUAUAACCUUAUUCUUUAUUCUUUGUGUUGUCUGCUCCUGGCAAGGAAGAGGGCAAAAUGCUUUUUUGUAGAGAGGUUAAAAGGUUGUGGACUCCCCAGGGGGAGACUUUUUUGCUCCGUUUGUGUUCCUCUGGUCCCAGUACUUCCUUUAGAUGAGAGUGGAGGAGUGGGACACAUCUGCAAGGUCAGUGCAUUUAGAGGCUGGAGUGAAGAUUCAAAAUGCCAGUCCAGACAGAACAUCUAUCCCUCCAACAAGGCUCCAGAGACCACAGGGACCAUUGUCCAGAUAUACAGCUUUCAAAGGAAUUCACUUGUAGUGGCAGCUGUGGUGAGGGAAAGGCCUAUAGCAGUGGAGAUUUGGGGGAAAUGCUUUGGCGAUGAACUGCUACCGCUUGAAACUGUAAUCCAAAUCCACCUUAGACGAGAGCAUUUUGUUCUAACAGUGAAUGCAAAUUGAGCAUGAACUCAAAAUGCCUCAGAAAUAAUGCAAACAUGUACAGGGUGUCCCAAAAGUCUCCAUACAUGGGGGAGAUUUACACUUUUAGGCGAAAUGUCUUC
This is a messenger RNA of Ictalurus punctatus (channel catfish), 2169 nucleotides long. It is a transcript of the gene rnls, whose product is annotated as renalase, FAD-dependent amine oxidase. The record is from RefSeq and is a predicted model, not a curated record. The coding region runs from base 98 to 1024 and encodes 308 amino acids. NCBI's taxonomy places the organism in Eukaryota, Metazoa, Chordata, Actinopteri, Siluriformes, Ictaluridae. The transcript is spliced from 7 exons. Gene Ontology annotation, cellular component: extracellular region. Gene Ontology annotation, molecular function: oxidoreductase activity, acting on NAD(P)H.